Carica papaya (papaya) is the source of this 1455-nucleotide messenger RNA. RefSeq names its product HXXXD-type acyl-transferase family protein. The record is from RefSeq and is a predicted model, not a curated record. Lineage: Eukaryota; Viridiplantae; Streptophyta; Magnoliopsida; Brassicales; Caricaceae. Gene Ontology annotation, molecular function: acyltransferase activity, transferring groups other than amino-acyl groups.
AUGGCUGCCAAACAGCAAAUUGGAGAAAAUUAUCCACCCGUUGUUGUUACCAAAACGGCGCCGGUUUACGCAAAAGUCUUGAACCCUCAACAAGUUCUCAGUCUGUCCAAUCUGGAUAGACAGUGUCCACUGCUCAUGUACCUAGUUUUAUUCUACAAGCCGUGUUUGGCUCUCCAAAAUCUGUCGCUUGAUUCGAUUUUUAGCAGCUUGAAGUCUGGGUUGGAGGAAACGUUGUCGUUUUGGUACCCGGCUGCAGGAAGGUUGAGGUUGAAUCCAUAUAAUGGUAAGCUUAACCUCUGGUGCAACAAUGGCGGUGCAGUUCUAGUUGAGGCAGUGAGCCAAGUCAAGAUUUCAGAGCUUGGAGAACUUUCUCAGUAUAAUGAAUUCUUUGAGAAGCUUGUGCAUAAGCCUGAAUUUCAUGGGGAUUUUUCUGAUAUGCCUCUCGUUGUUGCUCAGGUGACGAAGUUUGGUUGUGGAGGAUACUCAGUUGGGAUAGGCAUAAGCCACUCGUUGUUUGAUGGACCAGCCACUUACGAAUUUCUCUCUGCUUGGGCUUCUCAUUCCGCCAUUAUCAAACAAAAUAAUCAGCUCCAAAGCCCAGUGCACCAGAGAGGGAUUCUGGUGACCCAGAAAAACAUCCCCAACUUGUCCAUUCCGGCGACGACUAGAGCCGCCGCCAUAGAUCAUCUUUAUCAGCUGAUAAAGCAAGCGACUAGUGAUCAUCAUCCAAACGGUCGCGUUCAGAUGCAGGGUUUUAAUUCAUCGAAGGUUGUUCUGAAGACUUUUCAGCUUAGUGGUGCAGCAAUCGAGAGGUUGAAGAAGAAAGUUUUCGGUGAUAGGAGAUCCUCUGCAGGUACGACGACGUUUUCGUGUUCGUCUUUUGAGUUGCUUGCUGCUCACUUAUGGAAGGCAAGAACAGAGGCCCUGGGUCUAAAGAAGGAAACAAUGGUGUGCCUACAAUUUGCCGUGGACACACGGAACAAGACAGUUCCGCCACUGCCAAAAGGCUUCUCCGGCAAUGCCUACGUGCUGGCCUCCGUAGCAAUCACCGUGGGUGAACUCGAGCAAGGUAGCUACAAAGCCAUUGUUGGCAAGAUAAAGGAAGCCAAGAACAGUGUAAAUAAUGAGUAUGUGAAGGCAUAUAUAGAGGCACUGGAAAGGCAAGAACAGGGCAGCCAGUCCCACCAGCUCCCUCCUCUAAGGGAACUAACCCUAGUUUCAGAUUGGACAAAAAUGGCUUUUCACAAAGUUGGUUUUAUAAACAGGGAAGCUGUUUAUGCUUCUCCUCUUUACCCUCCGGUUCCACAUGUCGCUUACUUCAUGCAAAGCCCCGUAGAUUCUGGUGGUGUUGAUGUCCAGAUUGGCUUGCUCCCGGAAUCUGUUACUAUUUUCUCUCGCUACUUCCUCAACUGUGACUGAUAAACUUUCGACAUUUCAUGGAGAUCUUGAGAUAUU